GCACCUGAUCGUCUAAUUAGUUGGUUGGUAGUUUAAGCAAUUCGUGAUUUUCAUAAAAUUUUUAUAAAAGUUCGCUCAAAGUUAACGUUUUAAAAGAUUUCCUUAUCAAAAAGUUUACAAUGAACAUUGAAAUUGCAAAGGCGGGCUGGUUAUUUCGUCAAAGUACCAUCCUGAAGCGGUGGAAAAAGAAUUGGUUUGUUCUGUACAGAGAUGGCAGUUUCAAAUACUACGAGGACCGCCAACAUAAUUCAGCAGAAGAUGUCAUCGAAAUGAAUGUCGACUGCAGUGACGUCUUCUCCGAAGUUCUACAUGUGACCCCGCCACAUCAUCUAGAUGCCUCUUGCUUAUUUUCAUUGAAGAAAGUCAAUGGUGAUGUCUGGCUUCUUUGUGCUGAGAACAUUGACGACAAAAAAGCAUGGGAGUUCGUGUUGAAUGAUGCUCGUCUGCUCCCACCAUACAUUCCGCCCCCUCCUUACAACGUGGCAUACCCCAACAACCACUAUAAUGUUUAUGACGGGGUAACGUACACCUCCAUGCCUGCAUAUUACCAACAGCAUCAGAUUCCUUACGACCACCACUACCAGAACAGCAUUCCAACAAACACGACGACCAUCAUCUAUGCCAACCAGCCCCCGUACUAUUACAGGAGGCCAGUAGAUGGCGCUGAUGUUGCCAUGGGUGUGGUCGCUGGGGCUGCUGGUUUUGAAAGUUGGGAUUUUGGAUUGCCUUUUGAUAAGGAGAUAAUACUAUGGUUAAACCUUGAUAGUUCAUUUUUAAUAACUGUGAAACAUUAUUCAGAAUUAAAACUAUUUGUAUAAGUAUGGUUUUUAUAAUUUACAAUAAAUAUUUUAAUUGAUUCAUUUGUUUUUCUAUUUAUUAAUUUAGAAUUUAAUAAAUUUGUCGUUGUACAUAUUCAUCAUUUUGUUUUAAUUAUUUAAUAUUUUUGUAAUUAAUUUUUGUUUAUAUAAAAUAAUUCGCCUUUAUUUUUCUUGAUCAUUGAAUCAUUUUUUUCACUAUAAUUUGUAUUAUUUAUUCAUAAUACAAUUUGUUGUCAAUCAAUUUCAAGUCAAUUUUUGCUUUUAAUUUUUCUCUUUUUGUAUAUAUUAUUUAGAUAAUAAAUAUUAAUAAAUAAUAAUUAUAUUAAUUAAAAUAUUAUCAUCAUUAAUUAUUACAAUUGAUUUAGGUGUGAUAUAUUUGCUUGUAUAAAAAAACAAAUUUUUCAUGUAUCAAAAUUUCUUUCAAAUUUUUGCAAUAAGGCAUUUAUUUUUUGUUGAUGUAGCUAUCAAUGUAGUUCCAUAAAUUUAUAUAUUUCCAAUUAAUUAUUAAUAAUUUAAUUGAAAUUAUGUUCCUGGAAAAUUGUUUUUAAAUUUUAACAACUAUGUAUAUAUCAUUGAAGAUAUCUGUAAACAGUUUCUCCCCUGUUUAUUCUUUCUUGAUUGACGUCCUGAAGUGCGUCUCUGAUAGCAAAAAUUAUUUUUUUACACUCAUUGAUAUCUGCUUGCAGUUGGCGUUUGCGUUGAAAUUCAAUUCAAUAUAACGAUGUACUAUUAUAUCGAAUUUCGUUUUUAACCUCUAUAUAUCGUAUGUUCAUUUAUUUCGAAUAUCCUGCUUAUAUCGAAUUUUAAUUUUUGAAUUGUAUGUCAAAAUAAAAGGUAUCUUACGUUCUGAAAGGCUAACGAGCGGCGUUACAUGUUUAUGUAAUUAGAGUACGCUUAUUUCGAACUUGAAUUUUAAAGGUUUAUUACCCUACUUUAUAACGAAGAUUUAGUUUAUGUUAAUUGGAUGGCAAUGUUAUCUAUUAUAUAUGAUAUUUUAGUUAGAUUUUAUUGUAAACGAUAUCGCUGAUAGUUUAAUACGUACAUACAUCUUCAUCUAUUGUAACAUAAUUUGUUUUUUUUUGGGGGGAAUAAAACGUUCGCAAAACAUU
Helobdella robusta is the source of this 1927-nucleotide messenger RNA. RefSeq lists its product as hypothetical. Gene Ontology annotation, biological process: regulation of cell differentiation. The record is from RefSeq and is a predicted model, not a curated record. Bases 120 to 818 code for a protein of 232 amino acids. The transcript is spliced from 7 exons. Gene Ontology annotation, cellular component: membrane. Lineage: Eukaryota; Metazoa; Annelida; Clitellata; Rhynchobdellida; Glossiphoniidae.